GCAUCAUUGCACGUCGAGAUGAGAUGCAGUCAGUGGUCCUCGUCCUCGAUGCGCCAAGAAGAAUUGAAAUCCUCAGUUCCGAUUGGUUGCAGUCAGACGACAUCUUGGAUUCUGAGCCCCGUAUACUCACUGGCAGUACUGGAUACAGAUAUUACCAUACUACAAUCAUCUUCUGGUACUAUACCGGCCAUCACACGCGUAUCUGUCUUUCCUGGUGUAGCUGAGACGUUUCACAAUUCUUCCAGAAUCUGCAUGUCGAUUUGCUGCUUUGUUGGGGGCUUUUUCCUCUCGUUGAUGGCGUUCAAAGCGUGAUCACCACUGCCGCAAAGCAGGCAGCCACGGCGCUAAAUUUAAGCACAACCUUGAAGAACCUAUCCCUUCUUUAGGAACUCCAAGACGCUCUUUCAGUCUCAGCUGAUGUUCUCCGGACUGCCAGUACACCACGCUCUCAGCCAACAUGGCGGACACCAUUUCGAUUCUUGUCGCCACAGACAACCACGUAGGAGCCCACGAGCGAGAUCCCAUCCGCGGCGACGACUCGUGGAGGACGUUCCACGAGAUUAUGUGCCUCGCGAAAGAACGGGAUGUUGACAUGGUUCUCCUCGCCGGAGACCUGUUCCACGAGAACAAACCCUCACGGAAAUCCAUGUACAAUGUCAUGCGGUCAAUACGGCUCAACUGUUUCGGUGAUAAACCAUGCGAGCUCGAAAUGCUCAGCGACGAAUCGGAACACUUUGACGCCACAUUUGACCACGUCAACUACGAAGACCCCAAUAUCAAUGUCGGCAUUCCCGUCUUCUCCAUCCACGGCAACCAUGACGAUCCGACCGGCGAUGGGCACUAUGCGGCGCUGGACCUGCUCGCCGUCGCCGGGCUGAUUAACUACUAUGGCAAAACUCCGCAGAGCGACGACAUCGAAGUCAAACCCGUGCUGUUGCAGAAAGGUCGCACCAAGCUCGCACUGUACGGCCUUUCCAAUGUCCGAGACGAGCGACUCUAUCGCACGUUUCGAAACAACAAGGUCAAGUUCCACCGACCAAGCACCCAGAUGGAAGACUGGUACAAUAUCAUAGCCGUCCACCAGAACCAUCAUGCCUACACGGAAACAUCAUACUUGCCGGAAAACUUCCUUCCCGGCUUUCUUGACCUGGUGAUAUGGGGCCACGAACACGAGUGUCUGAUUGAGCCUCGGUUGAACCCGGAAAUGAAUUUCCAGGUCAUGCAACCAGGCUCUUCCGUCGCGACAUCACUGAUCCCUGGAGAAGCCGUGCCGAAGCGUGUUGCCAUUGUCACCAUCACAGGUCGGGAGAUGAAAUGUGAGCCAAUCCGUCUGAAAACCGUGCGUCCAUUCGUAUACAAAGAUCUUGUCUUGAGCACGGAUAAAGAAGCGGUCCGGAUUGCCAAACACAAGGAGGACCAUCGAACCGAGCUCACGCGAUACCUGAUUGGUAUUGUCGAGGGACUGAUUGAACAGGCAAAGGCAGAAUGGCGGGAAGCGCAAGAGGAGAGAAAUGCCCAAGAUGAAGAGGCAGAAGAAUGUCCACUACCCUUGAUCCGCCUUCGGGUGGAAACGACGCCGGCCGACGGCGUAGGCAAAUUCGACGUGGAAAACCCACAACGCUUCUCGAACCGAUUUAUUGACAGGGUCGCCAACACCACGGACGUGAUCCAGUUCCACGUGAAGAAGAGAAAUGCAUUGGCCCGUGCUGCCCGAGAUGCAGAAGCGGACCGGGCAGUCAUGGCCAAGUUCCAAGGGCUCGAGAACAUCAAGGUGGAAAAACUAGUGCGAGAGUUCCUCCAAGCACAGUCCCUCACGAUCCUGCCUCAAAACAGAUUUGGGGACGCCGUGUCCGAUUACGUGGACAAGGACGACAAGCAUGCAAUGGAGCUGUUUGUGAAUACGUCUCUCGCAGACCAAAUCAAGAACCUGGUCAAACUGCAGGCGGAUGCCAAUGCCGACGAGGACGAUGACGAGGACCUCGCCGCGCAAAUCAACGAGCAGCGAGCGAGGAUGGAAGAGCUGUUUGCUAAGGGCUUACUGAAGCUUCCAACCAGCAAAGCUCGCUACAAACCCAAGCCAGACGAUUGGGACAGUGACUUGGAUGGCCACUGGGAGGACCAGCUGACCGCGUUGAUACGUUCGUCCGAGGCCUCGGAGGAUGACAAUAACGAUCAUGACGACGUCGAGGAAGAGGAUGCAACGCCUGCACCCCGCAGCACUGCCGCCCGAGGACGCGGUAGAGGCAGAGGUAGAGGCGGCCCCGCCGGUGCAACUACUGCGGCGUCCACGCGGAAGACUACAACAACAACAAGCACGACUAAGAAAAAGCCUGCUGGUGCUGCGGCUACAGGAAGAGGUCGGAAGAGAGCCAUUUCUGACGACGAAGAGGAAGAGGAAGAAGAAGAUGCUCUUAUGCUCGAUGACGAUGAUGUUGUCGAUGAUGACGAAGAGGAAGAACCCAAUUCACAGGCCAUGUUCUUCCCAGAUAAGCGGAAAACUGCUACUAAAACGGCCUCGAACACGAACGCCGGAGGCCGCACCACUAGGGCUACGGCUACUAGUACGCCUGCGUUGUCCGGUACCAGUGCUCGAGGCAGGAAGGCCGCUUCACCUGCGCCGAAGAAGAAACCUGCGCCUGCUCCGGCUCGAACUGCAGCAACAAGGGCGAAGCAGUCAACGCUCAACUUCACCUCGUCCCAGAGGAGCAUUCUUGGGAAUGGCACAGGCAAGAGUCAAAGCAUCGAAAUCGAAGAUGAUGACGACGACGACGAGGACGCAUUCGAAUCGGCUCCUGCCGCUAGGCGUAGGCGGUAGAUCCGGGUCUACUAGUUCCUAGCAAAGCUCUCAUCUUUCUCCCUGGUGGUGGAAAUGGAACCAAAGGGUCAAACCACUUUGCGGGCAUGUUAAAUGCUGUGCCCGUGACUGCUGCAAACGAGCGUGUGGCAGCCAUCUCAGAGUGUUUGGACUUUGCGCGCAUGUGUACUUUGUGAAUUAUACCCAUCGGUUUUGAGAGUAAUGAAGAUGCAAAAAAAGGAGACAUGCUCUAAUUUAGAGAUGUACUGUAUGACUAGAUGAAAGAACAAAGGGUUUGUCCCAUACUAGUAUCUGGUGACAGCAGUGGAUGGCCAAGGGAAUAUCUACCCUAUCUGGCCUAUGUCCUAAUUAUCCCUGUCUUGUUACAACAGCCUUUGUGCUUCUAAUGAACCAACCCCUAGAGCAGAUCUGGCAUCUCGACGCCCGAUUUUGUUGACAUACAUUAUCUCACUCAG
Exophiala dermatitidis NIH/UT8656 is the source of this 3270-nucleotide messenger RNA. RefSeq names its product double-strand break repair protein MRE11. The transcript has a single exon. Gene Ontology annotation, biological process: meiotic DNA double-strand break formation; double-strand break repair via homologous recombination; mitotic G2 DNA damage checkpoint signaling. The record is from RefSeq and is a predicted model, not a curated record. Gene Ontology annotation, cellular component: nucleus; Mre11 complex. Gene Ontology annotation, molecular function: DNA endonuclease activity; 3'-5'-DNA exonuclease activity; manganese ion binding. Lineage: Eukaryota; Fungi; Ascomycota; Eurotiomycetes; Chaetothyriales; Herpotrichiellaceae. The coding region runs from base 458 to 2815 and encodes 785 amino acids.